AUGGCAAGAAUAGUGACGUAUGACUCCUCAGUUUGUCACAACUUCACAGCACCACAAUCCAAGUCGGUUGAACUAGAAUCAAAAAUGGAAGACGAGGCAUGUCGCCAAUACGUCCUUCAGAAAGGAGCCUACUCAACUUCCCCAGUGCCCUGCUUUGGUUGGGAAGAUUAUCAGGAGGCAGGGUUCAGGAAGAAAGACUAUUCGGGACAUACGACGAGAACCAUAGUUGAUGGUCUGGAUUACUUUAUGGCAACAGAAGUCAGCUUGAAAAACAAACCUCCGCCCAUUGAAAAACCUAUUGAAUUGAUGACUUUGAGAAACAUUAUGGAUCCUCCGGACGAAAAAUUGACUCUUAAAUACAUUGUGAGCAAAUCCGACGCUAUGGGUGGUUGCGCAUUAAGCUAUGGGCUGAAGUUUUGGCGAACUGGGUUCCAUAUCAAGCGUUAUAAUCCAGAGGUUAUAUCAAAACACACGAAAAAGAAGCCCGCUAAUCCUGGCGUGUCGCUUCAGGCGAUUUUUAAAGACCCUCGUUGGUGUUAUCAGAAACCUCAAGAUAGAAUAGUCUAUCCCGGAAUGUCAUACUCAAGUUUUCUCGGUCUACGCUUAUUCCUGAAGCACGAUUUGACGGCACCCGACGUACGCAUAGAUUUCGUCCAUGUGUGCCUCUUGGAAGUGCUUACACACCAUACUUCUAGUGGUCGUCCCGACUUCUAUGAAAAUUUCCAUGAAGUAAAGCGCUCUACACCGAUGCUUCAGAAACUCAAGUACGUUGGAAGUGACUGUUUUACGUGUGGUUUCUACGAUGCAUAUUCGCCUGUCUUGCCAGUGUUGGGCCCUACUCAGUCAUGGGGCUCACUAACAAGAACUUAUAUGUUUAAAGUUCGAGUAAUUGUGUCAAUUGCAGGUGAAAGCAGCGAUUUGCAGACAUUUCUAGAAGUCCAGGUUGCUUCAUUGGCAUCCGAGUUUCAAGAUCCUCUGCGUCCAAGACCCUUGAUAUGGAAAUACCGAACACACGAGGAUACGUUUAUGGCUACACUGAGAUCAUUCAGGCGUGCAAAGGGCUGUCAGAGAAUCGCUUGUGAUUGUGGGCUAGAAUCCAAAUAUGUGGCCCCAAAAUGUUUUUUGGCUUUUAGCAAGACUCUAUUCGAGCCAAGAGAUGCUCUUUAUUAUGCAUUGGACACAUUGAAUGUAACCUAUCGUCAUGAAAACUAUGAAAUAAUCGCCAUUCCAACUGAUGAACAGAUUGUCACCAUCACCACAAUUACUAUACGGUACCAAGGAAGCCCUUCACAUUAUUUGGGUGCUCUUAUGGAGAGCUUCGAAUCGAUUACUGGCGAAAUGUUCCUUAAAGAAUCAUUCAUCUUAUCACAAAGAGACUAUUUAACGAUCGUGCCCAGGAUUGUUGGCCCAACAGAUAAAGUUGUAUCUAUGCCUCACCGAAAGGACCGGUUGACGGCUGGAUUGUUCUUUCUGUCUGGAGGGAAGCUUUUCCCUGUGACAGACGAGUUCUAUAGACCAUUCCAUGAACGUUAUAUGGACCAUCGUAAAGUCGAUGAUCUAAAUGCUACUUCACUGUCGAUUCGUGAACUUAAACCUGAAAAGUAUUUUCUGUACCUUAAACAGAAGUAUAUCACUAGUACAUUGAAGUUGAAAGUUCGUUUUUUUGGCCUGGAUAGGUUCUUUCUGAACGUUGAAGAGUUUUAUGUGACUCCAGGUAUGAAAGUUUCUGACGUCUUACAUGUGGAUAUCAUAUUUUGGGGACAGAUGGUUUUUACUGAUCGCCAUUUGAUCAUUAAACUGUUCCACGUGUUUCUUAAGGAGAAACUUACCUUCUACUCACCUAGUCACCUGGCUGUGUCCAAGACUAUGGUCAGGUUACAUGAGCUUGCUCAUACCGCAGAGGAAGUUGUUGUUGAUCUUGAAAUGUGUCUCUUUGAAAGGCUUUGUAGAGUUCCUGGUUCCCUUUAUCGGUGUCGUAUCCCGCAAUUGGAGCCAACGUCAUUUUCAGAUCUUUUUGAUAGACACUAUGAGUUGUGCUUCACUCUGGAUAUGGAGCUUUGUGGAAAUGAAUAUAAAGCGUCUUGCUCUCAACCGAUUAUGAUUGCCGUUGACGAAUAUUCCUGGCGACCAAUUGAUAGGCCGCCUCCUUAUGUUCCAUGA
Molecule: messenger RNA, 2160 nt
Organism: Candidozyma haemuli
Lineage: Eukaryota; Fungi; Ascomycota; Pichiomycetes; Serinales; Metschnikowiaceae
Exons: 1
Coding region: 1-2160 (719 amino acids)
Source: RefSeq, a predicted model, not a curated record